UUGACAGGACGCUUGCAGCAGCAGUACCCCACAAGCCGCCUGCCAAAAGGGAGAUCAGAAAAAAAGAUUCGACCGAAACUUGUAGAAGACAGGACUGGGAGGGGAAUUCAAUCUUUACAAAAAUUUAUAGAUAAACAAAAAAUAUAAAUCUGCACCUCCAAACCUUGGCUCACCGUUCUACCCUCACGUGCGCGGCUGCUCCAGAUUCUGCUCGCACUUGUGUGUGCUGACUGGAUCGCGCUCUCUCAAACGCAGCCAGUGUGUUCUGCUGAGAAACGACCGAACCGCGGCGCGAUUGAACCCGACCAUAGAGGAUGGCUGACAGGGAACAACUGAUCCAAAGAGCCCGUCUGGCGGAGCAGGCGGAGCGCUACGAUGACAUGGCCUCUGCGAUGAAGCUGGUAACAGAGCUAAACGAGCCAUUGUCCAAUGAAGACCGCAAUCUGCUCUCGGUAGCCUACAAGAAUGUGGUGGGUGCCCGACGGUCAUCUUGGCGUGUAUUAUCCAGCAUAGAGCAGAAGACGGCAGCAGAUGGCAACGAGAAGAAGCUGGAACUGGUGCACGUCUACCGAGAGACCAUCGAGAAGGAGUUGGAGUCAGUGUCCCAGGACGUUCUCACCCUGCUGGACCAGUACCUCAUCAAGAACUGUGAUGAGACUCAGGUAGAGAGCAAGGUCUUCUACUUGAAGAUGAAGGGCGACUACUUCCGUUACUUGGCCGAGGUGGCCUCUGGCGAAAAGAGAGCCUCUGCCGUCAAAUCGUCUGAAGGGGCCUACAAGGAGGCUUUCGAUAUUAGCAAGGCAAUGCCGGCAACCCAUCCCAUACGCUUGGGCCUGGCGCUCAACUUCUCUGUCUUCUACUACGAGAUCCAAAACGUACCCGAGCAGGCCUGCCAGCUCGCCAAGGAGGCUUUCGAUGAUGCCAUCGUCCACCUGGACAAUCUGAACGAGGACUCCUAUAAGGACUCCACGCUUAUUAUGCAGCUCCUGCGGGACAACCUCACCCUGUGGACCAGUGACCAGCAAGACAGCGAAGGAGGGGAUGCCAAUAAUUGAGAGAUCUGCUCUGUCUGCUCUCACUUCUAGCUGUAGUAGCACCCGUCUGUCCCUCCUACAAUGUCUUUAAUGCAAUAUAUUAUUUCUCUCUUUCCAAUCCUUUUGUCUUUCUUUCUUCUCUAUUGAAUCCUUCUUGUCUCUUUGUAACACCUAGAUGCUCCUUUUUGGUUCCUCAGGGCUGCACUGUAGACCCUUGUUAGUGGAGAUGGAAACUUAAGGAAUUUAAUGAUUCUGGUAUUGAUUCCAAUUCACUAUUCUGGUUCCAAAUCCACUUAAUGAUUAUGGUUCCUUAACGAUUCCAUUUACGAUUGUUUAAGUAAUUUUGAGGAUGAAAGAAUGGUUGGAACUGUUUGGUAACAAAUGUUUGUUAACAAAGAAGUGAAAGACAGUUCUUGCAAAAAAAAAAAAAAAAGUGUUAUAUUGGGUAUACUAACCAUUUGCAUGUAUUCCAUCUAGUGGCUUGCCUUGUUACAUCUCAUAAAUACAUUCCAUGGAAAAUUAAGAGUUUUUUGUAUUUUAAUCAAUGUUUGUUAGCUUUGAGGCAAUCUACAUAUAUGCUAGUGAUCUACGGAUACACUGUUGGCAAAAAGACUGGAAUAAUGUACAGAUUUUGCUGUUAUGGAAAGAAAUUUGUAAUUCUAUUCACCAGAGUGGCAUUCAACUGAUCACAUAGUCGGGACAUUAAUAAUGUGAAAAAUUACUAUUACAAUUUGAAAACAAUGUUCAGAACUUCUUCAACUAUUUCAAAGAGUUCUCAUCAAAAAAUCCUCCACGUGAAGCAAUGACAGCUUUGCAGAUCCUUGUUAUUCUAGCUGUUAGUUUGUCCAGAUACUCAGGUGACAUUUCAUUCCACGCUUGCUGUAGCACGUCCCAUAGAUGUGGCUGUCUUGUCGGGCCCUUCUCACACACCUUAUAGUCUAGCUGAUCCCACAAAAGCUCAAUAGGGGUUAAGAUCCAUAACACUCUUUUCCAAUUAUCUGUUGUCCAAUGUCUGUGUUUCUUUGCCCACUCUAAACUUUUCUUUUAGAUUUUCUGUUUCAAAAGUGGCUUUUUCUUUGCAAUUCUUCCCAUAAGUCCUGCACCCCUGAGUCUUCUCUUUACUGUUGAACAUGAAACUGGUGUUGAGUGGGUAGAAUUAAAUGAAGCUGUCAGCUGAGGACAUGUGAGGGUUCUAUUUCUCAAACUUGAGACUCUGAUGUACUUAUCCUCUUGUUUAGUUGUACAUCUGGACUUCCACAUCUCUUUCUGUCCUUGUUAGAGCCAGUUGUCCUUUGUCUUUGAAGACUGUAGUGUACACCUUUGUAUGAAAUCUUUAGUUUUUUGGCAAUUUCAAGCAUUGUAUAGCCUUUAUUCCUCAAAACAAUGAUUGACUGAUGCGUUUCUAGAGAAAGCUGUUUCUUUUUUGCCAUUUUUGUCCUAAUAUUGCUAAUAAGCUUCAUUUAAUGAACCAAAUAACUUUCAGCAGUGUUUGAUAUAAUGGCAAGUGAUUUUCUUGAACCAAAUUAACAAUUUAGCAUGAUUACUCAAGGAUAAGGUGUUGUAGUGAUGACUGCUGGAAAUGGGGCCUGUCUAGAUUUGAUCAAAAAUAACUUUUUUCAAAUAGUGAUGGUGCUGUUUUAUUCAUCAGUAAUGUCCCAACUAUACUUUGUGAUCAGUUGAAUGCCACUUUGGUGAAUUAAAUACCAAUUCCAUCCCUUCCGAAACCGCAAAAUCUGGACAUUAUUCCAAACUUUUGGCCACCAUUGUAUGUACUCUUAAAUGUUCUCUAGAUGAACUUUUAGCAGAUAUUCAUAUAUUUCAAUUUUACAGACUUUAUGUUCUGUGAGGCAGAGUGGAAAUUUUGAUGACUCCUGUUGCAUUACACAGAUUUUUGUCCAAUUGAGUACUCUCUAGAAUGAGAAUGCACCUCCCCCUAAUUCCAACUGCAACCAACUAGUAAGUAGCAAUGGUAAAUAGCCUGUUGGCCAUUCAAAAAUGUUUUUUUGUAUUUUAUUUUUUUUUUUAAUUUGAAAGCUUUUUAUUUUAAGGUGUCUUUUGGAAGCAUUCUGAUGUUCCAGAAUCAUCAGCGGAACCGAGCAUCAUGAAAAUCAUCAGGUUACAUUGUUUUUUUUAAACAAUGGUUCUCGAUUCCCAAAUCCUACUUGUUAGCUCUCUCUUUCUGUAGGCUAUUUCUUUUUGUUUGUCUCUUUCUUUGUUUUCCUUUCUUCCACUCUUUUUCCAUAUGCUGUUCUCUUCCUCCUCCCCUUGAUGAGUUGCUGAUAAUUUACUUAAUACGUGCUUGUAAGGACUCGAUCUUUGUAGAAACUCUGUAACGCUUAUUGCAGGAUGAGGUCUUCAGUACGUGGCACAGUACAGUGCUGAUGUUACAUUUUACUACCAGUUACAUUGUUAUUCUUCACUUGUCCUUGAUCUAUACCUCCAUCACUGCUUAGAUGUGUUUGUCUGUCAAUCCCCCAUGAAGCUUACCUUGUACACCUUGCUACCACUGUGAAUUGUGUAUAUCUGCUGAUCUCAGAACAGUACGUUGUCAUCUAAAAUGUGGGCGGCACUCUGUUACGAGAUGCAGUGAUUCAAGAGUCUUUUGAUUAGGAUUACAUAUGCAAGGUAAUGACAUUAAAGACAUUGCAUACCAUUGGAACUCUCAAUAUGCAGUCUAUCUCUGGCACUUUCUUAUGGUUUUUCAGAUUCUCAUUGUCUGUUUUAUAAACUUUCACAUGCAACAUGACAAUAAUGAAAUAAUUUUUUUUAAAGGGGUAGUCACCUAAAAAAAAAUAUUAAAAAAAAGUUCUGUCAUCCUUUACGUACCCUCAUGUUGUUCCAAACCUGUAUGAUUUUAUGUUCAAAGGGAGAUAUUAGGCAGAAUGUUCAGUCUCAGUCACCAUUCACUUUCAUUGUAUGGAUGAUGCAGCAAUUUUACCAUUAACAGGUAUACACAUUUAAAAUGAACACUCAUCCUUGAAAACUAACCAAGAAAUAUUGAUGACUCAUCUUGCACUACACAAAAUGUUGUCCAAUCAAAUGCUUUCUAAACAAAAAUAUUCCUCCUCCUUAUAAAGUGCAACAAUGUCCACCCUCUUUUUCAGCCAUCCUAGUUCUGGAAGUAUUUUUCAAAUUUUUGUUCCAUAGAGAUUUUAUAAAAUCCUUCAUAAAACAAGUUUAAGUCAUUAAUCAAAGCAACCAGCUCCCAGGUGAAUCAAAGAUUACAAGCCUGAUUUUAAGCAAAAUAAUAUUUGAAAAUCGGACAAAAAGACAAAGGUACAAGGAUGGGUAUUAAUGUCUUCUGUGAGGAAAUAAACUACAUUCCCAUUGCAAUGGGAUGUUCCAAUGGCGUAAUCAAAUGAUAAAUUAUGUAAAAAAAAUCUAACUACUAUUUGUUUAAAUUAGUUGAUAAUAAUUAUAGCAACCAUAUAUCUAAAGUAUCCUGCAACAUUCAGAAAUAUACAAAUACUUAUGAAAAGUAAGUAGUUUGGGAGUGAAGGAAGACUGACUUUCGCUGUGGCUUUAUUGUGGUGAUACUCUUAUUAUUGGAACAUCUGGAUCAUGGGUAGUUCUUUAAUAGGAAUUCCACUAUAAAAAUAAUUAUAUAUACAAAUCGAAGCAACUAUCUGAAUGCAUUUUUUCUUCCUUUUUUGUGUGUGAAUUCAACAUGAAAUAAUUUUAAGUGCUCUGAGCAUCUUUAUUUUUAACACUUAUUUAUAUUAAGUU
Xyrauchen texanus (razorback sucker) is the source of this 4760-nucleotide messenger RNA. Its product is annotated as 14-3-3 protein gamma-like. The transcript has 2 exons. Gene Ontology annotation, cellular component: cytoplasm. The record is from RefSeq and is a predicted model, not a curated record. Gene Ontology annotation, biological process: signal transduction. The coding region runs from base 315 to 1055 and encodes 246 amino acids. NCBI's taxonomy places the organism in Eukaryota, Metazoa, Chordata, Actinopteri, Cypriniformes, Catostomidae.